UAAUAUUUUCCGAUUAAUAAAAAUGUGUAAAAGAAAAAAAUUCUGGUCUUUAUUCGAUCCACGCGUCUUUUAUAAUAUUUUGGCGUAAUAAAAACUAAAACAUAGCAUAGCUAAUCGUUAUGAAAUCGAGAACGCGUGAGUUGGAUACAUUUUCACAGACCUCAAAAUUUUAAAUUCCCACACGCAAUAAAUAACUGUGAAAUGAAAUGUUAAGAGUCAUAGCAACAAACUGUUUAUCAAGAAAUCGCGAAAAGAACAGUUUGUGUCAGAAUACAUUCUGAAAAGAAAAACAACAAAAGAGUAAUUAGUUGAAAAUUUAUGUGACAAUGAAUCUCUCAGCUGCUUGCCAAAAUCAUUGAACUAGAGGAACCGAUGGGAAUUUGGAAGUGAACGGAUUAAGGUUAUAUGCUCAUAUAAGUGUACCUAUAUUAUAUAUACUCGUAUGUAUGUGGAAUAAGAGGCAUUGAAAACAUUUCUCUGCGCGUUCCGAGCCAAGCAACAACAACACGCAACAAUUGCAAAAGAUGAAAUGAAAGCGAAUAUUCGAUGAAACACUUCGUGUGGCUGUAAAUACGCGUACUCACCUGUUGAAGCUGCUGGCGAGCGUCUGUUGGCCAUUGAGGCCCACCAUCGGUCACUGCGAGUCUGUCGGAUUGAACCUGCACUUUUCCAAUCAUCGCAAUGUAAAAGAGGGUGACAGAACAGAAAUAUCGCUGCCAAGGCGAAGGCAAACGCACAGCUAAGACUACGCUUCUAAAAAUAGUCCCAGAAGCAAACGACAACUGCGAGACAAAAAAACAAAAACAAACCAAAGGCAAAAGCCAAAAACCAACAAUAGAGAAGAAGAAGAAGCCGGCAACAACAAUGUGAGUGGUAAUGAGCAAAUAAUAAUGAUGAAGAGAGUACUUGAAAAGCGUUGAAGAGCAUGGCUGCAACCACAACAACAACAAGAAACCCAGCAGCGACAAGUCAAUAAUGCAUAAUGCGAUGAUUGAAUUUGUGCGCGGCCAAGAAAUGUGCGACAAACGCGACAACCAAACAGCGAAAAUCAACAGCUGCUUUGCUACUGCGGAGCGCUGUCUAAAAAUAGGUCAGGCGCACGUUGUGACAGUCGUAAAUGCGCGAUGCGGUAACAUCAAAGGCAACAACAACAACAAAAGCGAGGAAACUACAAACAACUAUUGAGGAGAAUAAACGAUCGAAAACAUUUUAAGCUAAUUAUGUGACGUCAUAGUGACGAACGAGUGCCACGUCACAGGCGUCAAGGCGUUCAAAUAAUGCCGAAAAGCCAUACAAAAUCAUAAAUACGAGUACAUAAGUAAGAUAAGAGAAUGCGGCGCUGAAGGUUACUUAUACGCCCGGGUGCCAGUCACCUUUGUUAGUUGCACAUAAAGACGCUACGAAGGGGUGGAACUAAAAUACCGAGAGCCAAAACACGGACCAUAGUGAAACAAGAAAUCGACAGCUGCUCAACCAGAUAUUCUCAGCAAAAUCCGAACCGAAGUACAAAUUUCAAUAAACACUUACUCAUAUACACACAUAUGUAUAUGUACGUGUGUGUGUAUGUGUGCUUUUGCGGAAAAUUGAGCAAAUUGUCAACGAAAAUUGUCAAAAUGUUUUUCAGCUGGCUCAGUCUAAUUUCGCUGCUGAGAUCACUUGGAACGAACGAACGAGCGAACGCGACCAGCGCGAAUGUGAGCUGCCACAACAAUAACACAAACAAAACAGCAAAUAAAUAAUAGCGACAAUGAGCGUAAAAGGUGAAAAUUGCUGAAAAUUAUUAUUUUUGCGAAAAAUACGAAUUUUUCAAAGCCAAAGAGUGAAGAGGAAAAAAUGUUUCAGUAGUUCUACAAAAGCGAGAAAAUUAAAAAAAAAAAUCAAAAAAAUAAAUAAAUCAGAAUAAAAAGUGUGAAAAAUGUGAACGCGAAAUUAAGACGGAAUAAAAAUUAAAAAGUGAGUUGAGCAGCGCGAAAUUCAUUUUCAACGCAACUAUUAGGUUUGUUGUUUUUUUUCGGUGUGUAUAUUUUGCAAAUAAAUCAACUUGAAGUGUGUGAUAAGUGUUAGCGGGCAACAAGCAGCAACAACAAAGCAAGAAAGUCGACGGCGUUCCUUUGCUGAACACGCGUGUGUAUGUGGAGCAGCGGCAGCGGCAGCGGCGCUGACAGCGGAUCCAGACGCUAGGCACUUAGGCAGCGAGACGGAUGUGUUAAAUGCAAUAAAUCAAUGGCAGUAGAGGAAGAGCAAAAGCGAAUGGCGAAAAGUGAAAAAGGGAAAGUAAUGUGAAUGAAUCGUUUCAGAAAGCAAGCGUUCUAACAUUUGUAUUUGAAAUACCGUUACAUAAAUAAAUAGAAAACGCCGAGAUAAAUAUAAAUUAUUUGAUUAACUCGCUACGUUCGUUCAUUUUGUUCCUUUUGCCUUGCCCUCACUCCCUCACUCCCUGCCCAGCUUACGCUGUUCGGUCGUUGUACGUGUGCUUGUCGCCUAAAUGUGUCGCUCAGCUGUCUGCUCCACAAGAACAAGAACAACAACAAUAACAUACGAGUACAAGCACAAACACAGCUACGAUUGUGACAUUGACGUCAGCUACAGCUACGCGAAAGUCGUGCAGUUUUAAAAACACACAAAAACAACAACAACAACAUAUUUCACUGGAUUAAAUGAUAUCGAUCAAUAUGCAACGUUCUAAAUGACGACUACGCGUCUAAACGACGGAUAGCGCGGGAUGUAUCAGUUUUAUUUGUGAUAUUUGCUUUCCCUGAGUUAAAGACAUGUUGUGAUUUAGCUGAUUUUUAUUUGAAAGAGUAUUUAGUUGAAAUUUCAAACAACAAAUUUUGAGUUUAGCUGUUUUUAUAAGCUAAAACAAAAACCAAGACCAAAAGACAAGAGAAAUUAAGAAAAACACCGAAGACAUGGAAUUCGUAUAAUACAAAUAUAAUCUAUAAAUAAUUUAAGUAACUUACGAAUAACACAAUUCUACUUAAGAAAAUAAUAAAAGUAAAAAAUAACACUAAAAUAAAAUAUAAAAUAAGAAUAUGAAAAUAAAAUAGACUUAAAUGACCUGAGACAAAUGUUAGGCCCAUACGAGCAAAGUGAUAACUAAACAUAGUAUAAAUUAAAGAAAUCUCCACCUAAACAUCCCAUCGAGCAUAUAAAAGACAAAAACUCUUCCACUUAAUCAGCCCAACGUGUUCCCUUAAAUUCUGGUCCGUCCAAGUAUCAGCAGCAGCAGCUCCCUAAUCGCAACUGUGAAGGCGAAGUGUGUGAGAUUCGCAGAGUCACCAUGUCACAUGGGGCCGGCCAGGAAUGUUUGUGAUAUUUCCAGCUGAUGAACUCAUUUUGAUGACAUAUGGUCCCGCAAUACCACGUCUAGCACCACGACCAACACUCGAUUGUCUGCGUGAACCCGAAGUUCCAAUUGAAAUACCACCAAGAUCAUUGCCACCGCCGCAACCAUCGGCAAUCGCCACCGCUACUGAAACAAACAAAGCAGCAACUGAUAACAGCGCCGGAAGCGCAGCCGCCACAAACAGCAGUCGAACUGCCGCAAGCAAAGGAGUUAACAGCAGUAAGGACAAUAGCGCCAACACCACUGCAGCAGCACACAUCUCUUCUGCGUCGCGGAACUUGAACAGCGGCGCGUUCGCCGCUGCGCCAGUCUUCACCACCGCCUUCACUUACGAUUCCGCCCAACCCGCUCUACCGCAACACGCCUCGAACUCUCUACCGCCAACGCCAACUCGUCACAACUCACACACAUCGCGCACGUCGCGCACAUCCCUGACACAUUCUGCCUCGGCCGUACCUCCGCCGGACGCAGCCACCUCCAAACGUUCCAGUGUACGGAGCAAUAGAAGUAACCGCAGUCUACACCAACAGACGCCGCCGAGACAGCAGCCACUGCAGUUGUCGGCACCGUCACCAUCGAGUCUGCAACAGCAACAGCAGCAGCAACUGCUGCUCCUACAGCAGAAGCAGCAACAAGAGUACCAACAGCAGCAACUACUUCUGCAACAACAACAGCAGCAGCAGGAACAGUUACUGCGGCACUUGCAAAUCCAGAAGCAAAACAGUAUUUCUAAGCGACUCAGCAACUCAGCUACAACCGUCCAAAUGCAGAACGAUGCUGCGGACAGUUCGCGUUCGAUGCAGGGCCGACAGGGCGGGCAAAGACCCACGCUAGAGCGCAGCUUAGCUGUGCGCGGCACCACGCCGCAACGUGGUCUUGUGCCGCAAAGAGGAGCGACGCCACAGUUCAGUCAUGACUCCGACCAAUUGGAUGAAUAUACGGGCGCUACAUCACUUGGAGCAGGUGGUGGACAAUUGAUAAGUGCGCGUGAUCGUAGUCCAAGCAUAUUUCUUGAGCCACCUUCGCCCGAUCCAACACAGAUUAUUUAUGGCCCAGGCUGGGGACGGCCGAUGUCACCGAUGGAUCUGCCACCAGAACCGCGGCCCAAGUCCCCCACGCCAAGCAAAUCGUCUCGUUUGCGUCCAAAAUUACAUCUGCCAUUGGGUAGGCUAGGACGGUCCUCAUCAACGGAUCAGCGAGAGUCGAAUCGAUUGAAGGAAGACCUACAACUACUCGUCGAUAACCCAGUUUUUAAUUGCGAAAAUUUGCGACAGCGCAAUUUUGAUGCGUUCUUUGAGUCGGGGGAGCCGAAGUAUAAGCUGCAACCGAUGACACCGAACUCGGCUCCCGCCGGCUCGUUAUCGAGUGCCAGUAGUCAGUAUUCGCCGCAAAUAGAUGGACGUAGCACGAAGAGUGCCGGUGGAGGCGGUGGUGGGGGCGGACUGUUUGCACCCACGCCAAACGAGGGCAAGGCGGCACUGAACUCGCGAUCACGAUCCACCGAACAGCCGGUGUCACCGGGCCGCGAAAGACGUGCGGCGUCCGUUAGUAGUGGUGUUGUGCCCCAGAAAGAUUCUUCAACAAAAUCUUCAAGUGGUCGAAAAAGUCGUAGAUUCUUUGGGUGGAGGGGGCCACGUAGUGGUUCCCUUGGCCCGCGGGCCGGUAUGGCUUCCUAUAAUGGGGUGCUAAAGGAUUACGGACACAGCAGUUUGAAUGAGGCUUUCAAAUCCCAAAACAAUGUCAACUUUAAGUUAAUCAAAACAGUAUCUGAUUUCACCGAAACCCUCUCCCAUUUAUACGAGGAACAUGCAACUGCCCUACAAUCUUUGGUCUCCAAUUUUCGUAAAAAGAAUGCAGAACUUCGUAAAGAAAGACCCGCCUGCCAUUUGGCAAUUUUCCAAGCAUGGGAAACAUUCCUACAGGAGGUUGAAUCCGAUUCUCAGGCAUCAAACGAUGUGGCCAACGUGCUUUCACGUCAGGUGUCACGUCCAAUGCUCGAUAAAUCCUUUCAUCGCAAAGUUCAAAGUCGGAAAAUUUUCACACACAGGGAGUCUUUUGAGACUAUUAUCGCAAAGACUGAAGAGAAGCUUUCGAAGUGUCGUUUGGAUUACAAACAAUGUUACAUGUCGCAUCGCCAAAGUCCCACACCACUCUCACUCACCGAAUACAUAGACGCGCACAAUGCGUACGUGCAACAGUUGCAUGCCACCAACGCCAUGCUGGAGACCUACCACUGUGAGACGGUGCCGCAGUUGAUGCAGGAGCUGGAGGAGAUACACAAUGACUUGUGCAGUAUUAUCUCCGAAUCGAUACAACAGGGUGCCGAUGUCAUUGCCAACAAGGCAUCGGAUCAGGCGAAACGCUAUGGCUCACUGACGGUGCAGUGCAGCGCUGUGUCGCCGAUGCAGGACCUCACGAGCUUCGUGCGCAUUCUGCCGCCGCUGCCGUUGCAGGUGCAAAAAGUUCCUAAGCGCAUUUUUGCGCCGCCGCAGCUACCGCCGGCCGAAGUCGAGGAUAACGGUGAUUUUAAUGAGAUGGCGCCGGUAUUGCGCAAUGAGUUGGUCUUCGAUCGCCAUUCGACAUUGUCGUUGCGGCCAGCCCUCGAGUCGUUGAAGCGGGAGGCGCAUGAGCUGGAAAUGCAAAUACGUUUAUUACAGGAUACCGUGGACGGCUUGAACCGCACGCAGCAGCGAGGCAUCGAGGGACAGUUGUACAACAAGGUCAAUGAGCUACAGGAGGAACUCUCUUUGAAGAAAUUCGAUUUGCGUGCUAAGCAGUUACACUUUGCUGCCAUCAGAGCACAGAAAGAUUUGUACGUGAGCAAAGUCGAUCCGGGUUCGCCACGCGCCGAGCGUAAACUUUCAGCCGCGACCGCGCCAUCGAUGAAAACAAAGUGGCUGAAAGCAUUUAGAAGCCUAAAGCCGGCUUCCGGUUCAGCCCCAGCCGAUAGGCGCAAUGGAGCCGCCGGUACGUCUUCACAGCCGCUGCGCCCCAACGAGGAUGGCAGCCAUCACCUGCAGGAGUACACAUACAAGAAGAUAACCGCCUGCGAUGUUUGCUCGCAAAUACUAAGAGGUCACACACGUCAGGGUUUACGCUGCCGCAUCUGCAAGCUGAACGCUCAUGGCGACUGCGCCUCUCAACUGCCCCGCUGCCAGCCAAAGCAGAAGCUGCUGCGCCGACAGAAGAGCACUUCGGAGUUGGAGAACCGCGUCGAUGUCGAGGAAGAAAGACCAGCUGAGGAUGGCAUAAGGGCGCCCACGCCGCCACCGCCACUCGCGGUGCAAUCAAAGGCACAGCAGCAACAACAGCUACAACAGCAACAGCAGCAGACCCUGGGCGACCCUGAAGAGGAUGCGUUGCUGGCCUCGCCCAAUGUGAACCAAACGGUUGGAAACAGAAAAUUUCGCCAGAAAGUGCCAUUCAUCGAUCGCAUAGCCCAAUUAGCGUCCACGACGGGAACCGGUGUCGUAGCCGCCAGCGCCGACAAAUCCGUCCAAGGUAGCAGCAAAACGGAUGGACCCGACAUACAGAUCGUUAACGUGCCCGAUUACCCGGAACGUACCGGCAUCGUUGGGGGCCCGGGCAGCAGCAGCAGUACGGGAGGUCUCUCGGCGAUAGCAGCCACGGCCGUGGCGGCGGCUCAGCGCGCUGGACGGGGCGUGCGGCCGCCGCCGGUUCCGGUGCCAAUACUCGGUGUGCAGUUGCAGCAGCAGGAGCUGGCACAGCAGCGCAGCGGUGGAUUGCCGGUGCCGCAGCAAGAUGUCUCGAGCAGUUCAGCCCCCCACUCGCCGCGUCGCCAAAAGUUGAAUUUGCGCAUGAAAUCGCUGAGCUUGGACUCACCAGAAUCGACAGAACUGCACGGCCAAAUGCGUCGGCGCCAACAGCCGGUCAUCGGUACAACAACAGUUGUUGGUGGCGGCAGCGUGUAUUACCACGGCGGAUCCGGCGGCCACUUGGAGCAUAAUACUCCGCCAUCGAACAAUAGCCGUUUGCAUUCGCCCUCCAGCCCCUCACACCAGGGCCGCAAGCUGCUGUACGCCACGCGCGGCAUGCGCGGCGGCAGCGUCGACCUGCCCGACGAGAUGGAGAAGUCGCAGUCGUCGGCGAGCACCUCGCCAUGCCCCUCACCAAAAUCUCACCGCUUAUUGCCAACGAAUUUGUAUGUAAUUCUGUACAAUUUCAAAGCACGCCACGCUGACGAGUUAGACCUGAAAGCUGGUUACAAGGUCACGGUCAUCGACACCUCAGACCCAGACUGGUGGCAGGGCAAAUUACUAGGACGCGUCGGUUACUUCCCAUCCAAAUAUUGCGUGCGUCUGAAUGCCAAUGAGAAGCCGUUGCAGGUCACACACAACUUGCAGGUAUCCGAUGGUGAGCGAGGCGAGAGUAUGACGCUUUUGCGGGAUCAAAUAGUUAUACAGACCGGCGAUGAGGUCAAUGGCAUGGUGAUGGUGCGCUCUGCAGACAAUCGUCAGGGCUAUUGCCCCGUUAAGUACCUGCAAGAGGUGUGACAGCCAAAAGAGCCGCCAGCUGAGCGUGACAAGCCGCAGAAGUCUUCGCUGUCAUCAAAGCUUUUAGAUAAAACGAAACGUAGAAUAAGAAUUGUAGUUUCCGAGAAUGGUGGCAGUGGCGCGAGUUACAACAACCUGGGUCGCGAACCCAGUGCACCGCCUGCCGAGCACGGGAUGAAGAACAUAAAUAUUGAUUACAAUGACGACUACACUGGGGGUGCAGAAGAGGAGUACUAUGGGGGUUUCGAUGCGGCCACUGCCAGUAGUAGAAGUAAAAAUGAUAAGAAUUGGGAGAACUGGGAGCGCAUAAGAGAACAGAAAUUGGAGAGAAUGAAAAAUAUUUGCUUUGAAAGUUACCGUCAAUCGAAACGAGAUCGAAUGCAACAAGCUAAACCCAAACCGAAACAACUUGACCCGACGUGGUAUACAGACAAUAUCUAUUCAAAUCGCUCCGAAGAUCUUGAAGAGGACUAUGUGCCGGAGUGCCUAAAAUAUGGAACGUAUCGCAAGCUUCGCAACAUCCGUGAACAGGAUGAGUUCUUUGUGGAGGAUGCUUUGGAUGAUGUGCCACCGAAUGUUGGUAGUAAGGGCAAGCGUGGCGAAGGGGAAGGUUCCUCCGGUUAUGGGUUGCACCGCUCAAUUAGCUGUAAGGAGUUUCAGUAUCCAAAAUCGCAGAGUUGUUAUGUGAUGAGUGGUGGCACAUCCUAUGAAGGUGGUGGUACCACAUCCAUAUUGAAGAAAACCAAUGUGCCCAAAUCGUAUUCGUUUAGUGCCACGACGUCUAAGACGACACCCUUCGAUGUGAUGGACUACGAACUGCCGCAAACGGGCGCAACGCGCCGCGACAAACAAGAGGCCUUCCGCAAGUCCGCGGGCUACUACUGCAGCAGCAGCCUUGACGAGAGCACGCUAGCAUAUGUGACUCACGAAGCGCCGACGUCAACGCCGCCGCCACCUCCGGCGCCACAUUCAUGUUGCGCGCGCGAACAUUGCACCAGCGCCAAUUGCCUGCUUGACGAAAUCUAUCCGAGCUACACGGCGGCGGCCGGACGUCGUACAUGGCGCAGCCGUGGCACGCCCGUGGGCAUGUAUAGCGCUGGCGCCAGCGGUGGUAGCAACAGAAACCUACAUACCGCCUCCGCCUCCACCACCGCCGAUUGGGUCGAAGAACGGGAACGCGGUAGCCAGCGUGUGGCAGCGGCUUCGCGCUACUCUAUACACUCGGGACGUGGGCGCGAUCAUGAACGUGAACGCCACAGCGAUCGUGAGUGUGAGCAGCCACCGCCGCCGCCACCAACGGUAAUUUGUUGUUGUGCCGCCGAUGACUAUUGCUACCACCGCCAGCAACAGCGCCAUAUUGCCAGGUCGCGUUCGCGCCUACACUGUCCAGGCCACCACCCGGCAGCCGAAGAAGAAGAACAUUUACACUGCCGCGCCAUGGCCUACGACACCGAUCUCGAUCAUUUCAUUCGCGAUGAACGAGAACGUCUGCUACUGCAAGACAAAUUCCUAGACGAAGACGAGCGCUAUCUAUCCAAUGCUGGACCAAGUUUGCACUAUACAAACCAAUAUAGGCGUCCGGCGCGUAGCAAGUCUCUUUUGGAAGUACAACCACCUAAUCGUUAUGAUGACGACACGUGCUCGGACUCCACCGAAAUGGACUUGGAAGACUUUAAUGUAGACUUGGAAAAGUAUUGGGCCGAAUUGGAUAAGCCACCGAGUCCCGUUGAUUUAGAUAUGCAACGUCGGAAUAUGCAAAGCAAUUUGAAGGCGAAAAGUGUCAGUGUAGGUUGCUAUAACAACGGCCAGCCUAUCGAUAUGCACGAUCGUGAGCAGGAACGAAUGAUGAUAAAGAAAUCGCUUCUCGAGGGUAUGCCCUCUCCGCCACAAGUGGAGUCGUCGGCGCCUGACGGCUCCUCACUACAUCAUGGCGCCAACAAUUCAGGUGACUUUCAUUUUUUUGAACAAGCUGGCUCGCCCCUCCACCGCGCCUAUAACUAUGGCCACAAAGUGUACCCGGUCGCAGAUAGCCUACCCUCUUACAAAUAUAAUAACUUCUACACAGAUCAUGAAGUUCAGACCAAACAGCCUACAACCGGUGGACCUCACCCCUCUGCCGGAGGUCAUUCAGCACUCAGUCUAAUCAAUAACAUAUUCUCCAUCUACAAGCCAAACAAGUAUUCAGCCCAAAACUGCCAAAUGAAUGUCGAAACCAAACCCGAGCCUUGCAAGAAAAUGAAUGUCCCGUCAAGCCGUCGACCCCUAGGUGCCUCACAUCCCGAGUACAUGCACUCAAUAAAACGGCCGAUGUUGGUUAGUACCGAUCAGCCACAAUUCAAAAUAAUACCCGAAAAGACGGGCCUGAAAAUUACACCGUUAUACACGUACGAAGACUACAUGGUCGAGAAGCCACAAUCACGACAUAAAUUCGGUGGCAUGACGCGGCCGGUGGUGCCUCCGCACUGAUGGUGCUGGACCUUUCCAUGGUAUGGCGGUUGUUAGGGACACCGGGGCUGAAGAGAGCUGGUGAAAUAAGCGCGAAGCUGAAAUAGACUCGAUAAGUGUUGAAAAGGAUGCAGGUCAUGGUAGCAGCCACGGAGGCAGUGUGCAAGUUGUGAGGAGGCGAACGAUUAGAAAAACGAAACGAACAGGCGCUGGUGAAACGCACAAAUAGCUAUUCUUAGCGAAACUUAACUUAACUUAGAAAAAUUUUAGCGUCAUUGGAAGGCAGCCAUACAACAAUAGUAAAAAAAAGUUCCACACUCUACCCUACCCUACCUUUAGCCUGAAUAUUGAAAACUGAAUCUCCAUUAUUGCAAGUAGGACCAACAAUCAAGAGCAUCACCAUCCUGGUGACUUCGUGUCAUCUUCGUCUUUAAACGUGAGAUGUGUGUUCGUACAUCUUCGUCUUCAGCGACUUUAGAAGAUUACAUUUCGCAUAUUUUCGGUUUCGGUUUCGGUUUAGUCAGCAUCAUUCAGCUCCACAGCAAGUUCAGAGGGUAAUUUCCAAGUCUCGCGACUAGGAUUGUCAGAGUACAAAUGUAUUUGGGUCGAGUCAGCAACACUAUACCAAUGGAAAGUCAUCAAAUAAAAUUGAUGUGAUAAAGUUAAUAAUAAAGAAACAUAUAUGACAUAGGAUUUAAUAUAAGGAUGAAAUAAGUAAAACGAAGAAGUAGCGAUGGUCACACGUAGUACAGUGAGAAGCAGCUUUGAGAAGUGCGUGCGUAAACUUAUUUAUGUGCGUUGGAGCUGCCCAUUAUAAUCGCAUUUGAUCUCCCGGCAUUAACGGUAAUUAUUUGAAAGCUUCCAACUGAAAUCUGAGUAAAGAGCACAGAAGUAAUUCUUGUGGGAUUUUGAGUAUUACCUUCGCUUUAUUACAUUCUCUUUAGUUGUUAUUCAAAACCAAUAAUUUAAUUUUCUAUUUAACUGUUAACUGUGUAUUGAUAUCUUUGGCAGUAAGGCUAUGCCUUUCGGUCUGUUUAUAUUUUACAAAAAAGAGAGUAUCAAGCCAAUACUUCAAUGGCUAAGCACUGUACAUCUCAAAGCUUUAAAUUUUUAUUCCUCUCUCUUUUAAACACCUUUGUUUCUGCUUUCAUGUAAUAUUCUAGAAAUCUCUAUUUGAAUAAGAUUACUCACUGAAAAUCCUGUUACUAAAAUGCGCUCUCGAUCUCUCAAUCACAAAAAAAAAUACACAAAACAAAAUGAACUCAAUUCGACAAGGAAGAAAGAAAAGCAAAACAAAACAAUAAUUGAAUAUUGGUAAACAAUCAUAAAAUAUACAAAAAAAAAAUAUAUUUACACAAUACUAUACAAGUAUAUUUAAAAGAUCAAUGAAUCAUCUAAGAAAACAAAACAAAGAGUCAUAUCCAAAAUUCCUACUUAAAAAAGAAGAAAAAGAAGAAGAAAAUAUGUAUAUCUACGAAACGCAUGUAACUGUAUAUUGGUAAGUGCAUUUGUAGUAGACGCUGCAACGGUAGAAGGCAGACCUUGAUAUGAACUUAGUCCGAAGUUUAGAGACACUUUUUGCAAGAGCAAACAAAUAUUUAUUGAAGCUAACGUACAUACAUAAUGAAUAAUGAAUAUCAAUUUUUUCCAAUACAAAUAUAUAAACGUUUAUAAACUUUUCUAUUUUUUAUACCAAAAAUGACAACAACAAUUUGAUAAUGUUAUUUUUUUUGGAGACUUGCAUACAUAACCGAACACAUUUUCCAAUUAAAUAAAUCUAAUAUUGUACAAUUUGAGAAACUAACAAAGCAUUGAAACGAAAGCAUAGGUUAGGUCUGUUGAGCCCUUCGCUAAGCAGUUGGCAUUAGAAAAUGGUGUUAAAUGGAAGCUUCCGUACUCUCAUGUGCAAAGCUCUACUGUAAGGAGAAAAGCUUCUUUAUUCCAAAGAGCAACAUGAAAGCUCGACAUUUGACUAUGAAAGCUGCGGGAACUUUUGAUAAAUAAGUGAAUUUAUAUUUAAUGGAGGAGUUAUGAGUUCAACUGAAGGUCACAAAUAGAAUAUUGGCUAAUGCUAAUGGAAAGGCAGCCGAUUCUUAAGGAUGUGUUUGAAAUAAAAAACAGCGGAAGCUCAACCGAUCGUAGGAUAAACAUAUGCAAAGUAGAUGUUAGAAGAACUUGCAGCACUUAGAAUUCUUAGCACAGCUGAAUGUUAAAUGUUAAACAAUGAAAUGAAGAAAUGAACAUGCAAAUUGGAAUAUAGUAGAUAUUGCUAUAUUUAUUAUAAAAAAUAACAAAAAGACAAAUGAAUGUUUACAACCAAAAUGCUCUCAAAUUAAAGAGUAAAUUAAAUAAUAAAUUAAAGUCAUCUAGUAUAAGAAAUCAACAGAAUAUCUUAAGGUUAAGGAGCCCUUCUAGCGUCUAAGGAAUUAGGUAAAUAAAAAUAUUGAGAACCACAAAACGCAUUUUAGCAAAUCUUAUUGCAAAUCUUAUUGCUGACAUUUGAACGAAAACGAUUAGAAACCAAACGAUGAACUUAGUACUUAGAAUUCGCUUUUUUAUAGUGUAUCCACGGGCCUUAUUUUUCAGCAAGUAAAAAGCAAACAAAAAACCAAAAACGUAAAACAAAAACAAAAGCAAAAGCAAAAGCUAAGAAACACAAUUUGUAAGACAAUGAUGAAGCCGAUUACCAAGCGAAGCGCAUCCAAAGUAGAUGUUGUUGUAAUUUGAUAUAAAAUAAACGCUCUGUCACUUGGCAUUUUAGAUUUUUGCAGAGAGAGCGAACUGAGUGUCUGCAGUUACACUUUUAAAUAUUGAUCAAAUCCCGUUAGAUUUGUAGAUCCUCAGAUUUGUAAAAUACACUCCUUUUUCCAUAGAUUCAUCAAGAGUAUUCCAUUUAACAAGGCCAGAGAGGCAAUUUAAUCAAAUUAAAAUAUUGCGAAAUAUAUAGAAGCCCUCUCAGUUUGUGCAAACUUUCGAAGCUUAUUAAAAUAUAUUCCUAAUACAAUGCAUGAUUAAAGCUUUUAUUACAACACAUAGUCAAAACCUUUUAAUUGAUCGACAUCGUUUAUAUAGUUAUAAAUAUCGCACGAGUUUCAAAACAUAUUUCUUUCAAAAUGCCAGAAUUCGAUUGCUGAAGUAGUAGAUAUGUAAGAUUUGAAAAUAAUGCUCUUAUUGGGAAACCACCAGCAUUUAAUAUUAUUUGAAAUAUUAAUUUGAAAAUAUUUUGUAUAAAAUUUCCAACGAUUUACUCAAGAAAAUUGUCGCUUCAAUGUCUCCUAUCUGUCCAUAAGACUACUUUCAGAAAUUUCUCUAUGCAACCCUGGUUUGUGAACAACAGAGUUGUUAAUAGUGAUGUAUUCAUCCAUUUUAGGAGUUUUAGGUUUUUUUUAAUUUUUUUAAGCAUAAGUCCAACUGCGGGUUCCCAACAUUUAUCCAUAUGUCAAUUCAUAUGUUGUAAAAAAGUUAAGAAAUAUUUAUUCCGUGAGAUUAUAGUAAGAGUCUAAUCGAUUUUCUUACCCCCAUAUCAAUAAAUAAUAAUUAUGAAAUAAUUUCUACAACAUUUUCGUUUAAUGGGAAAGUAGAAUCUUGUUUGUGUACUCUUACAUUCGAGUACUCAUUAAAGGCCACCUUUAUUUAUACCCGCCUCUUUCACAGUUAGAAAAGGAUUACGAGAAUGCAUUAAAUCCGUAUUCAGUAGAAAUAAUUUAGAAUAUGCUAUUUGUAGGAUCCACCAAGGAACUGGGGUUUAAGACAAAUUAGAUAAGAAUACAGUUCUCACUAUUUAAGUUAAUUUUAAUUUCAUAGAAUCCAUUCGAAUUCUAUAACAUAAAACAAAGUGUCAUCGUAAUGAAAGCUCUUUUAAUUUCUGUGGUAUUUUGGAAUUUUUGCAUUGUCUCCGUGUCCUUGUCCUUUCAUUCACAAGUUUUCCUAGACCUCUCCCGUUUCUUAUGAAAAUGAAAAUAUACAAAAUGACUUUGUUGUUGAAUGUAUGUAUGUUUGUAAUAUGUAUAUAGAAAUAUGAUAAAAUUAAUUGACAGUUUUAUGAACAAAUAAACAAAUGAACGCCCAAUUCUUAUGAAUGAAAAAAUUUUUAAAACACAUCUCACCCUGUGCGCCCAAACACUGUCCACCAGGCGCUUGCACUGAGCGAGAUCCCCGGCGGGGGCAGGGGUAGCAGGGUGUACCAGAAUGUGAGGAAAACUAAAAUUUAUGAAAAAACGCGUGUGUGAAAGCACGCUGCAAUUGGCACUAGCAGACUAAAUAGUCGUAAAUAGUUAAACUAAGAUGAACAAAAAGCAAAUAGUACUUUGCGUAAUUUAUGAAAUAAUUAGUAAAUGUAGUUAUAAGAAAGGCUUAAGUAACAAGAAUCUAAUGUAAUGUAACUGUAAACAAAUUAUGUAUGUUUAAGUAAAGCAAAACUUGGCCGGUGGCACCGACACCAACAAAAGUAUGCCAUAUAACAAAAACAAAAUAGGAAAUUAGUAUCACAACAGCAGCAAAAGCAGCAGCAUAAAGUUCUCAACACUACCGUUACGUGGGAAAAUGCAGCGCCUAAAAGCGAGCUACAUUAAUUCGUCGUCAGGCUGCAGAAAUCCGACACAAGCAUCCCAAAUUUCAUAUGAAAAAAUCCAUUUUGUUGACUUAUUUUUGAAAGUAUUAUAUGUAGAUCAAUCAACUCAUCCUAAAAUGGCUUGGAAUUAAAAACAACUACCUUUUUUUCAAAUAAAAAAAAAGUUAAGUCAUACAAAUGAAAAAAAGUUGAAGAGCGAUAGUGAAAAGAGAUCAAAAAGAGAGCAAAAUGUUACAGCCACCGAUGCUAGUUUCAUUCUCACCACCAUUAUGAGAAAUCGUAAAAAAUAAUAAAAGAAGAAAAAAUAAAAA
Molecule: messenger RNA, 15186 nt
Organism: Zeugodacus cucurbitae (melon fly)
Lineage: Eukaryota; Metazoa; Arthropoda; Insecta; Diptera; Tephritidae
Gene: Stacl
Exons: 23
Biological process (GO): positive regulation of voltage-gated calcium channel activity; positive regulation of protein localization to plasma membrane; skeletal muscle contraction
Cellular component (GO): extrinsic component of cytoplasmic side of plasma membrane
Molecular function (GO): protein binding
Source: RefSeq, a predicted model, not a curated record